Messenger RNA from Ilyonectria robusta, 582 nucleotides. RefSeq lists its product as uncharacterized. Bases 1 to 582 code for a protein of 193 amino acids. The record is from RefSeq and is a predicted model, not a curated record. Lineage: Eukaryota; Fungi; Ascomycota; Sordariomycetes; Hypocreales; Nectriaceae. The transcript has a single exon.
AUGGUUUUCGACAACGUUGAGCAUGAUAUCGCCUUGAAGGAUUAUGUCCCUAAAACUGGUUGUGGGUCGAUUCUUCUGACUAGUCGCGACCCUGACUCGCGAUACGGGCUUGGUAUCUCGGGAUGUCGCGUCGCCUCUUUCGACAAUGACGAUUCAGCUCAGUUUCUUUUCCAGUCACUUCCGUAUUCGGACCUCGGCGAUCCUCUCGAGCAGCGCGCUGCUAAGUCCCUUCUCAGAGAGCUGGGAGGCCUUCCCCUCGGUAUUCGCCAAAUUGGUAAUUUCAUUCGGGAAUCCGGAUCGAGCAUUCAGGAAUGUGUAACUCUUCUAGCCAACAAAGCCGAGGAACGGGAUAUCCUCUCAGAUGAAAGCGGUCUCUCCGUUGUCCCAUAUAGUUCUUCACUGUCCAAGACUUGGGAAGCCUCGGUCAAUCAACUUGAUCGCGGUAGCCUAAGCAUCCUGUCGCUUCUGUCCUUCUUUGACCCUGACUGCAUUCAGAGCCAAUUUACUAAAGAGAUUCGACAACUCACUCCCAGGUUCCGGCGAUUUUUUCCCGAUACGGUUACGUCCGUCCAGUACGAUUAA